UCACGCCCCCAUUUCUGAUUUCCUUUUCUAUUUACAUUCAAUUCAUUCCUCUUUCAAUUCUCAUGUGCUUCAAAACUUAUUAAAAUACAUAUCUACUCUCUCAUCUAAUUCAACCCAAACUCUGUCUUCUCUGUGAUCCUAACAUGGCAUCGGACAAGGAGAGGGAGACCCAUGUUUACAUGGCCAAGCUUUCCGAACAAGCUGAACGUUAUGAAGAAAUGGUGGAGUACAUGAAGAAUGUAGCGAAACUGAAUGUGGAACUGACGGUGGAGGAGAGAAACUUGUUGUCAGUUGGGUACAAGAAUGUGAUUGGAGCUCGAAGAGCUUCAUGGAGGAUCAUGUCUUCUAUUGAGCAGAAAGAGGAGUCUAAGAGCAACGAACACAAUGUGAAGCUCAUCAAGACUUAUCGUCAGAAGGUAGAGGAUGAGCUCUCCAACAUCUGCCAUGAGAUUCUUCAAAUCCUAGACAACCACUUGAUCCCAUCUUCCAAAACUGGAGAGGCCACUGUCUUCUAUUACAAGAUGAAAGGUGACUAUUUCCGGUAUCUAGCCGAGUUCAAGACUGACCAAGAAAAGAAAGAUUCUUCUGAUCAAUCACUCAAGGGCUAUGAGGCAGCUUCGGGUAUUGCUAGCAAAGAACUUGCUUCCACUCAUCCAAUCCGUCUUGGCCUUGCUCUCAACUUCUCUGUCUUCUACUAUGAGAUUCUCAACUCCCCCGAAAGGGCAUGUCACUUGGCUAAGCAAGCUUUUGAUGAGGCAAUUGCAGAGUUGGACACUUUGAAUGAGGAGUCCUAUAAGGACAGCACCUUAAUUAUGCAGCUCUUGAGAGACAACCUCACUCUCUGGACUUCUGAUAUGCCAGAAGAUGGAGGUGAAGAGAACUCAAAAGCUGAAGAACCAAAAGGGGAUCAAGCAAAAGCUGAACCAGAACCUGAAAGCCAUUAAUGUUGGAAGCUGGGACUAUGCAUCAAACAUUAUUAUAAUACGCGAAAACACCUGCAGAAGAAUGCUUCAUACAUACAAAGAGCAGCUUUUGGGAUUUAGCAAAGGAUCGCAAUUAGCCAGACUAGCUGCCUUCAAUUUAUUAUUUCUCCUGAAUUGUUACUUGUAAUAGGUUCUGUCUUUUGAAUUUCUAUAUAUGUACUUGUUCAAGAACAGAAAACUCUUUAUCAUCUCAUUUAUUGUCCUCUCAACUUCUGGAGGCUUUUCUAUGGUUUUAAUGAAAUGCAUGCUU
Messenger RNA from Ipomoea nil (Japanese morning glory), 1233 nucleotides. Its product is annotated as 14-3-3-like protein GF14 iota. Gene Ontology annotation, biological process: signal transduction. NCBI's taxonomy places the organism in Eukaryota, Viridiplantae, Streptophyta, Magnoliopsida, Solanales, Convolvulaceae. The transcript is spliced from 7 exons. The record is from RefSeq and is a predicted model, not a curated record. Bases 144 to 944 code for a protein of 266 amino acids. Gene Ontology annotation, cellular component: cytoplasm.